Molecule: messenger RNA, 1550 nt
Organism: Phragmites australis (common reed)
Lineage: Eukaryota; Viridiplantae; Streptophyta; Magnoliopsida; Poales; Poaceae
Product: alcohol dehydrogenase-like 2
Exons: 10
Coding region: 134-1306 (390 amino acids)
Biological process (GO): formaldehyde catabolic process
Cellular component (GO): cytosol
Molecular function (GO): zinc ion binding; S-(hydroxymethyl)glutathione dehydrogenase [NAD(P)+] activity
Source: RefSeq, a predicted model, not a curated record
AGUUCGUAGGCAACCAACCUCAGCACAGCAGCAUCGCGAUCCCCAUUAUAUAAUCGACCAAGCUGCGCCCAUCAGAUCACACUCGAGCGACCGAGCGAGGGCGGGACAGGGACAGCGAGGGACUUGCUGUGCGAUGGAGCAGAACACCGCGAGGCCGAGGCCCAUCAGAUGCAAAGCGGCCGUGAGCAAGGCGCCUGGGCAGCCGCUGGAGAUGGAGGAGGUGGAGGUGGCGCCGCCGCGGGCGCACGAGGUCCGCAUCAGGAUCCUCUGCACCUCGCUCUGCCACACCGACAUCACCUUCUGGCGCAUGAAGGAUUUUCCGGCCAUGUAUCCGUCCAUUCUGGGGCAUGAAGCAGUCGGUGUGGUGGAGAGCGUGGGGGAUCAUGUGCAGGAGGUGGCCAUGGGGGACACGGUGGUGCCGGUGUUCCUGGCGCAGUGCGGGGAGUGCGCCGACUGCCUCUCCGCGCGCAGCAACAUCUGCUCCAAGCUGACGCCCCGCGCCGGCGCCGGAAUGCCGCGGGACGGCACCACGCGCUUCUCGCUCGCCGCCACCGGCGAGCCCGUCCACAACUUCAUAUACGUCUCCAGCUUCGCCGAGUACACGGUCGUAGACGUCGCGCACGUCGUCAAGGUCGGCCCCUUCAUCCCGCCGGAGAAGGCGUGCCUGCUCAGCUGCGGCGUCUCCACCGGGGUCGGCGCAGCUUGGAAGGUUGCGGCAGUGGAGGGCGGCUCAACUGUUGCGGUCUUUGGACUGGGCACCGUGGGAUUAGCGGUAGCGCAAGGGUCGACGAUGCGUGGUGCUAAGAGGAUCAUCGGGGUCGAUUUGAAUCAGGACAAGUUCGAGAUCGGUAAGAGACUGGGGAUCACCGACUUUGUCAAUCCAAAUGAUACCGAGGAGAAGACGGUCAGCGAGGUCAUCACGGAGAUGACCGGCGGCGGCGCCGACUACUGCUUCGAGUGCGUCGGCUCGGCUUCACUCAUGACGGAAGCAUUCAAGAGCUCUCGGAUGGGGUGGGGGAAGACGAUCAUCCUCGGCACCGACGGCGGCGCGGCGCCGAUCAGCGUAUCGUCGUCCGACAUCCAGAAGGGGAGAACGGUCGUCGGCUCGCUCCUCGGCGGGAUCAAGCCCAAGGACGACAUCCCCGUGCUGGCACAGCUGUACAUGGACAAGGAGCUGGAGCUGGACGAGUUCAUCACGCACCAGAUGGGCUUCGACGAGAUAAACCUGGCGUUCGACCUGCUCACGCAGGGGAGGAGCCUCCGAUGCAUCGUCUGGAUGGACGGCGCCAAGGAGAACGGUGCGUGAUGCAUGCCGCCGCCGUCGCGCGCGCGCAAGAUUACGUACGCGCCGUGGCAAAAGGAUGAGCGGGACAUGCCGUCACCUGCUUGGUGUUAGUCUUCUUGUUGAUUUGGACGUAAGAUGAAGUGACACGUGCGCGUGCCCGUGCUUGAGUUGAUUAUCCUGCCAUGGAGCCAUUAGCUAUGGAAGCAUGUAUUGUUGAUUUCAUUGUUUGUAUUGAAUAUUGAUGUACCGUGACUACAAUUACCUA